Messenger RNA from Cyanidioschyzon merolae strain 10D, 1674 nucleotides. RefSeq lists its product as hypothetical. NCBI's taxonomy places the organism in Eukaryota, Rhodophyta, Bangiophyceae, Cyanidiales, Cyanidiaceae. The transcript has a single exon. The coding region runs from base 1 to 1674 and encodes 557 amino acids. The record is from RefSeq and is a predicted model, not a curated record.
AUGGACUCGUCCCAGACCGGGCGUUUGAACAGCUCGGCCUCCGGGCCUGGGGGAGCGUACGCUUUUCACGUCAGAGACGCUUUUCUCGGCGUUGGCGUUGUGAGCAGCGUGCGUGACGCCUGCGAGACCUCGACCAUUCCCGCAGUGCCGGAACAGAGUCUCGUGCACUGCGCGAGCACUUCGGAAACAGCUAGCUUGAAUGAAUGGACAUCAGAUGGAUACACUAAGCUGUGGGGGGGUUGCGAGAACUCGAGAAUCAACGAAUAUGGAACUUUAUGUGUGACGGCACCACAGCCGCACAGCGCGCCAGCAGACGAUCGCUUGCCAACAACGCCCAUAUCGUCUGACUCGGAGGGCGGCGAGCGGGGCGUUGCGCUCACCAGCGGUCCGACUUCCGUCGUCCGUCGCUAUACGCACACGGACUCGGCACCCAUGAAAGGCGGUAGCGAUCCAUUGGCUGCGAUGGCCGAUUGGCUGCCGAAGCUCUUCCGCACCUCAUUCUACAGCAUCUGCGGCGUGCAUAAGAGCGCGGGACACGAUUCUCGGAAAGUUAACCAACGCUGGAUUGAGCGCACCGUGUUUUGUCUGCACUGCUGCGAAGCGGUCUGCCGGCUCUGCGUCGACCGACAGCGCCAGUUGGAAUUCGGUGAUGCACCACACGCCUCGCAUCCACACAUUGGCAUUUGUAGAUACAUGUAUCACGACGUGGUGCUCGCCAAGGACAUCUGCAAAGAGAUGGACGUGAGUCAGGUCCAGAGCUAUUUGAACAAUGGGCAGCGAGUCAUGUAUCUAGUUCGUGGAUCGGGCUCGGACACUGGCGCCGCCCACGUUCCAACUUCGUGGCAGGGGGCAUCGAGCAGCGCUAGUCGCUGUCGAACGUGCUGGCGCCCUCUUCAAAAGGAUUACGCGUUUUGCUCCAUUUUUUGUCUGGUGACCCAGCCAGAUGAUUCGCGCAAACGCUUCGACCUGAAUCCGUCAUUUCGCCGCGAGACGCUCAGCGAGUUUUGUGCACGGGCAAAGCGCGAGGGUCGCCUGCGCCACGUGAAGCCUGGCAAUGUCCAGCACCAAGUGAUGUAUGAGCGCGCGUUUCAGGAUGCACCUGGUAUGCGGGAUAGCGGCACAACAUCUCAGUCAACGGAGCAUCAUUCGGCGAGAGGUCGGCGUAUGCGUCCACCGCGUUCAGUGGCAACGGGACGCGCGAUCAAGUCUCUCGCCAAACGCGUCGCCAAUGGCCGGGGAUCGAAACGCGUCCAAGACAGGACUAGUGGCACGCCCGGUGGUACAGUGUGGAUAGGCAGCAGUUCGAGGGGUUGCGGGCGGGAUGCAGGUGACGGGCACGAGCUUUCGGUAUCCUGCUGUACCAAGUCAGGUUCCACGAGCGCCGAGCGCAACUGGCUCCCGCAAUACUCUCCAGGCAGCGUGUUCGGUGUGUUUCAUUGGCCUUGGCGGAGUGCAAGUGGCAGCGACACCUGGACUGGCGGCUGUGGCGCGAACCCGGCACACGCAGCAGACGACCGGCGUACUGGUGGCGACGCUUCGCUCCUCGCUAUGGAUGGAUGCGAUCCUAACUUGAAUUUCGAGACUCGCUUGUUGCGUCUCUCGGGCGUCCGCAAGAGUCGUCGGAAAGCCUGGCCGGUUCCUGCAGUGUCUGUUUGCAACGUUCUGAACGCAUAA